UUAAGGUGGAAGGUGGGUGGGGACUUGUCACACGUGAGCUGUCCCUCAACUGGACCAAGACUCUUUACAACGAGCAUUUCUUUGCCCCAGAGUUGGGAUCGCCAGGACUCGUCUGCCACUUCGGACCCUCCGCCGCAGCCUGCCAGGUGACCCUACUGCUGAGGAGAUGGUAAAUUCCCCAGUUUCCCUGGACUCGUUUCAGCGGGUACCUCAGCCCAGCUGUCUCGUCUUCCUCAUCCACUUCCUCCUCUUCCUCCAGCCUUGGGAGUCAAACUCAGAGGAGGUCAAGGUGAUUGGCCCUGGGGAGUCCAUCCUGGCGAAUGUCGGGGAAGAGGUGGAGUUCCCCUGCCACCUGUCCCCCUACCGAGACGCGGAGCACAUGGAGAUCCUCUGGUUCCGGAGCCAGGCCUCGGACGUGGUGCACCUGUACCAGGACCGGCGGGAGCUCCCGGGGCGGCAGAUGGCGCAGUUCCAGAACAGGACCACGCUCAUCAAGGACGAGAUCGUGGACGGCACCGUGAUCCUGCAGCUCCAGGACGUGGUCCCCGCCGACCAGGGCCCUUACGGGUGCCGCUUCCUCUCCCGCGACUCCUCCUUCUCCGGGGAGGCUGUGUGGGAGCUGGAGGUCGCAGGGAUGGGGUCAGACCCUCACAUCUCCCUUGAGGGCUUCAAGAAAGGAGGCAUUCAGCUCAGGUGCAGCUCCAGUGGCUGGUACCCCAAGCCUCAGGCUCAGUGGAGAGGCCACCUGGGACAGUGCCUGCCUCCGGAGUUCGAAGCCAUCACCCAGGACGCUCGCGGCCUGUUCGGUCUGGAGACAUCUGUGGUUGUCCAAGGCGGGGCCCACAGCAACGUGUCCUGCUCCAUCCAGAACCCCGUUCUGCUCCAGAAGAAAGAGUUUGUGGUCCAAAUAGCAGAUGCGUUUCUCCCCGGACCCGCGCCCUGGAAGACAGCCUUCCUCUGGACGUCCGUGGUCGGCCUGCCGCUCCUCCUGGCCCUGCUCGCGGCGCCGGCGCUGUGGUUCUUCCAGCGGCAGCGGCGGGCGCUGGAAAAGCUGAAGGAGCAGGCGGACAAGGACCGAGGGAAACUCACCGAGGAGCUGGGGAAGGUGCAGUCAGAGCUUGACUGGAGAAGGGCUGAAGGCCAGGCUGAGUGGAGAGCAGCCCAGCAAUAUGCAGUGAACGUGACCCUGGAUUCGGCCUCAGCACACCCCAGCCUGGAGGUCUCCCAGGACGGCAAGAGCGUGUCCUCCCGCGGGGCCGGGGCGGCGCUGGUCCCGGCGGUGCCGGGAGACCCGCAGCGGUUCACCGAGCAGACGUGCGUGCUGAGCCACCAGCGCUUCCGGACCGGCCGCCACUACUGGGAGGUGGACGUGGGCCGGCGCAGCCGCUGGUUCCUGGGCGCCUGCCUGGAGGCGGUGGCGCGCGCGGGGGCGGCGCUCCUGAGCCCGGCCGCGGGCUACUGGGUGAUGGGGCUGUGGAACGGCUGCGAGUACUUCGUGCUGGAGCCGCAGCGCCGGGCGCUGUCCCUGCGCGUGCCGCCCCGGCGAGUGGGCAUCUUCCUGGACUGCGACGCCGGGAAGCUGGCCUUUUUCAACGUGUCCGACGGCUCCCACAUCUUCACCUUCACCGACACCUUCUCGGGGCCGCUCUGUGCGUACUUCAGGCCCAGAGCCCCCGACGGCAGCAAACGCCCCGAUCCGCUCACCAUCUGCCCGUUGCCCGUUCGAGCAACACGCGUCCCCGAAGAGGAGGACGGUGACACCUGGGCACAGCCUUACGAGCCCUCGGCGCCCCCCAUGGAACCAUGGUGAGGCGCGCGCUCGCCGGGUGGAGGAAGCGCCGCCAAAAAUGCCAGCAAAGGCGACACACAGACAGACAGCGGAAGGGAAACAGACAGGGGCUUGGCCUGCGUCGAUGUGUCUCUGUGUUUAGAAUUUUCCUUUUUAAAAAAAGAGGCAAUUCCCAAGCUUGUCUGUGUGUAUCAUAGGAUUGAGAAAGUAAGGAAAACAUUGUGCUCACCGCGCAAAG
Messenger RNA from Myotis daubentonii (Daubenton's bat), 2027 nucleotides. It is a transcript of the gene BTNL9, whose product is annotated as butyrophilin like 9. Gene Ontology annotation, cellular component: external side of plasma membrane. Gene Ontology annotation, molecular function: signaling receptor binding. Gene Ontology annotation, biological process: T cell receptor signaling pathway; regulation of cytokine production. Lineage: Eukaryota; Metazoa; Chordata; Mammalia; Chiroptera; Vespertilionidae. The record is from RefSeq and is a predicted model, not a curated record.